This is a messenger RNA of Patiria miniata (bat star), 526 nucleotides long. RefSeq names its product cationic amino acid transporter 4-like. The record is from RefSeq and is a predicted model, not a curated record. Lineage: Eukaryota; Metazoa; Echinodermata; Asteroidea; Valvatida; Asterinidae. The transcript has 3 exons. The coding region runs from base 190 to 507 and encodes 105 amino acids.
CCUAAGCCAGAAACUGACACUGCUGAAACCAACGCUACAAACGAGCUACAAAAGCGUCCAUCUUGGAUUCACAAGGGCUGUGCCAUCAUUCUUCGAUGGAUCAGAGAACAUACAACCAGAUCCGUGAUUCUUUCACUCUGCUUUCACCUCAUCUUUGAGUUCCUUCUCCUAGCGUUGUUGACCUUCAACAUGGACGACUUGUUGCGAGUCCAUGACCCAGGUCUAAUACUCGGGAUAGUCGUAAGCAGCGCUUUAACUCUCGUCUCGUGCUGUCCACUGUUACUUCUACCGCAAUACACCGAUGACCUCCCAUUCAAAGUACCACUGAUGCCCUUGCUACCGCUGAUUGCUUUGCUUGCUGCUGUCAUUCUGUUGCUACACUUUAAUUCCUUGGUCUAUGUAGGAGUCGUCGUUUGGUUGUGUUUAGGACUCAUCGUGUACUUUACGUACGGCAUGAAGCACAGCGUGGAGGCCACACGACAAGAUGUUCACCUGAAUGAUCAGUGACGAAGGCAGUGACGUCAUU